Molecule: messenger RNA, 1440 nt
Organism: Podospora anserina S mat+
Lineage: Eukaryota; Fungi; Ascomycota; Sordariomycetes; Sordariales; Podosporaceae
Exons: 1
Coding region: 1-1440 (479 amino acids)
Source: RefSeq, a predicted model, not a curated record
AUGGCGGACAGGUGUAUUCUGGCCAUAUCUGGCAUCCCAGGGUUUAGCCAACCUCUAGGACGCCCACCUCCACCCAUCAUAUCCCUCGGCGCACACGAAAUAAUUCUUCCCCGUCGGUGGCAAUGUCAGUCUUGCAAUUGUCAAACACUUUGCAACGCCUACGAGCUCCAUCUCAACCCUCUAAUAUCACCCCCGAUUCUUGUCCAACCUGUUCGCCAGCAAGAAAUCCUCUCCUCCUAUCUUGAGAGCUCGUCUUCUGACUAUGAGGAUAUUCCAAACAUUAAAGACUGGAAGCCAACAAAGCAGAAAGCGUCACACAAGCCUGAGAAGAACAAGGUACCCAAGCUGCAACCAUCGACAUGUUGGAACUGCAAAAAACCGAUGAUUCUGUCUUGCAUCCUUCUCAACAAGUUUUCGAAUCCAAUUUGCACCCUUUCUGGCGUGAACCUGAUCCCCAAUCGGCUCACCCCAGCAGGCAUCCAGUGCUGCGCUUGCGAACGACCACACUUCCUCUCCUCGCGCCCCUUCUCCGUGGACGAACAAGAUCACCCACAAUCCCAGCGUCCAACCACCCUCCAUCCCAGCAGCAAACCCCUCACUUACCAGUCCUCCGCCGCGCCUGGGCCCCGCGACCCUCGGCCUCCCUGCGCCCAUUGUCUUCACCCCUCGACGCUCUACACUGCCCAGAUCCACCAAAAGCUCACCCAGGAAUCCUGCCAGGGCAACUGCUGGAUCAUUUCGAGAUACGGCGAGCGGCUGGCCAAGAUACAAGACUUGUUCACGCCUGUCUCCCUCCCUUGGCUCCUCCCCGACGCAAACCCAGAUGAUGAACCAAAGCAAGGGUUGUUACACCUGCACCUGAGACUAUGUGAGGAUCACGUCGGGGAAUGUUCCUCUGCUGUGCGCGAGGAAAAACAGAGGAAGAACCGCGCGCAAAAGAGAGCGGAAGCCAGCGCGGCGAGGGCUACGGAGCGGGAGUAUCCGACACGGUCAGGUCCGGGGGAGGGAAUGUCGAGGGUGGAUAGACGCGUUGCUGCUGCCGAGAGAAGGGUUGUCAAUGCGGAGGAGAAGCUGUCUGAGGCGGAGAAGAGAAGGGAUGAAGUGGUGGAGAAGAUUGGGGAGGCGAGGGUGUGGGUUUUGGGCGUGUUGACCGGUCGGCGGGCGAGUUACGAGCAUGCGGAAGGUGGUAUUGCUGAUGAUGGUGACGGCUCGGGUGAAGAUGGUGGUGAUAACAGGGACGCUGAGAUGAAAGACGUCUCCGAGGCUGUCGGGGGUGGGAAUGAUGAUGGGGUGGGGUAUGGGCAGGACCGGGAGGGCGAUGUGAAUAUGGAUACGGCUGGAGAAAAGCAAGAUGAGAGCCCAAAAAGAAGCCGGAAGAGAAAGGUGAUCAACUGGGAUGAUGAAUCACUGCCCCAACCAGAUCCAAGUCAUGUAAGGUAG